Molecule: messenger RNA, 1313 nt
Organism: Strigops habroptila (Kakapo)
Lineage: Eukaryota; Metazoa; Chordata; Aves; Psittaciformes; Psittacidae
Product: adhesion G protein-coupled receptor L1-like
Exons: 6
Biological process (GO): signal transduction
Cellular component (GO): membrane
Molecular function (GO): carbohydrate binding; G protein-coupled receptor activity
Source: RefSeq, a predicted model, not a curated record
CCGGCUGGGGCUGAGUUUCCCACAAUGCACCGCGGCUCCAUCCAUCCCCUGCACGGGGUCGGUGCCCGCUGAGGCCGUGGGGGGGCUCCAGCGCCCGGCGCUCGCCAUGGCCCCCCCCGCCCUGCGCAGCCUCCUCGUCACCGCCGUGCUCGUCACCUCGGCCACGCAAGGGCUGGCGCGGGCCGGGCUGCCGUUCGGGCUGGCGCGCCGGGAGCUGGCGUGCGAGGGGUACCCGCUGGAGCUGCGCUGCCCCGGCAGCGACGUGGUGCUGGUGGACAGCGCCAACUACGGCCGCACCGACGACAAGAUCUGCGACGCCGACCCCUUCCAGAUGGAGAACGUGCAGUGCUACCUGCGCGAGGCCACGCACAUCAUGGCCCUCAGGUGCAACAACCGGACCCAAUGUGUGGUUGUCGCCGGCUCCGACGCGUUUCCCGAUCCCUGUCCCGGGACCUACAAGUACCUGGAGGUGCAGUACGACUGCGUGCCCUAUAUAGAAGUGGAACAAAAAGUCUUCGUGUGCCCGGGCACGCUGCAGCGCAUCGGCGCCGCCACCUCCAGCCACGAGUCGGCGCAUCAGGCCGGGGCUUGGUGCCGGGACCCGCUGCAGGCGGGGGAGCGGCUCUACGUGCUGCCCUGGCUGCCGUACCGCACCGACACCCUCACCGAGUACGCCUCCUGGCCCGACUUCCAGAGCGGCCGCCACACCACGACCUACCGCCUGCCCCACCGCGUCGACGGCACCGGCUUCGUGGUCUACGACGGCGCCGUCUUCUACAACAAGGAGCGGACGCGCAACGUGGUCAAGUACGACCUGCGCACCCGCAUCAAGAGCGGCGAGACCGUGGUGGGCGCCGCCAACUACCACGACACGUCGCCCUAUCGCUGGGGGGGCAAAACCGACAUCGACCUGGCGGUGGAUGAGGACGGGUUGUGGGUGAUCUACGCCACCGAGGCCAACGGCGGGCGGCUGGUGGUGAGCCAGCUCAACCCCUACACGCUGCGCUUCGAGGGCACGUGGGAGACGGGCUACGACAAGCGGGCGGCCUCCAACGCGUUCAUGGCGUGCGGGGUGCUCUACGUGCUGCGCAGCGUCUACCUGGAGGACGACAGCGAGCGCGCCGGCAACGCCGUGGUGUACGCCUUCGACACGCGGCUGAGCCGCGGGCAGGCGCUGGCCAUGCCCUUCCCCAACCCCUACCAGUACGUGGCCUCGGUGGGCUACAACCCGCGCGACAACCAGCUCUACGUGUGGAACAACCACUUCUUGCUGCGCUACGCGCUCGCCUUCGGGCCCCCCCAGCCCGGCACCG